UGCCAGAAACUUUCCUGAGCUGCCGCUGGAAAGACGGCAACAACAACGCCUCUGACCCGGAUGCGAAAGGCAGCGUCUUCCGGGGCACUCUUGGUGGGCUGUCCUGUGGUUUUCCUGCUUUCGCCCGGUUCCGGGGUCGGGGGGCAGGAGAAAAGAAAGGAUAGGGGGUGACGCGGCCGCCGCCGACGUCAUGGCAGUCCCGAUGGAGACCCAGCUGCAGAGCAUCUUUGAGGAGGUGGUGAAAACAGAGGUCAUAGAGGAGGCUUUUCCUGGCAUGUUUAUGGACACUCCUGAAGAUGAGAGAACCAAAUUGAUCAGUUGUUUGGGAGCCUUUAGACAGUUCUGGAGCAAUCUGUCUCAAGAAUCUCAUGAGCAAUGUGUCCAGUGGAUUGUAAGGUUCAUACAUAGCCAGCAUAGUCCUAAAAGGAUUUCUUUUCUGUAUGACUGUUUAGCAAUGGCUGUGGAGACUGGGCUGCUACCACCCAGGAUGGUUUGUGAAUCUCUGCUAAAUUCUGACAACCUUGAAUGGGAAAGGACACAGCUUUGGUCUCUAACAUUUAAGCUUGUCCAAAAAAUAAUUGGUGGUGUAGAUUACAAGGGUGUGCGAGAUCUUUUGAAGGGUAUCCUAGAGAAAAUCCUAACUAUUCCCAAUACAGUGAGCUCUGCUGUUGUGCAGCAACUUUUAGCAGCAAGAGAGGUUGUUGCCUAUAUUUUGGAAAGAAACGCAUGUUUAUUACCUGCCUACUUUGCAGUUACAGAGAUCCGAAAGUUGUACCCUGAAGGAAAACUUCCACAUUGGUUGUUAGGCAACCUAGUAUCAGACUUUGUGGAUUCCUUCAGACCGACAGCAAGAAUAAAUUCCAUUUGUGGACGAUGUAGUCUUCUUCCUGUAGUAAAUAACUCUGGUGCUAUUUGCAAUUCAUGGAAGCUGGAUCCUACCACUCUUCGUUUCCCACUGAAAGGUCUUCUGCCUUAUGAUAAGGAUCUGUUUGAGCCCCAGACGGCUUUGUUGCGGUAUGUGCUGGAACAGCCCUAUUCCAGAGAUAUGGUCUGCAAUAUGCUAGGUCUAAACAAGCAGACCUUGAACAUUGCUCAGCACAAACAGCGAUGCCCUGUGCUGGAGGACCAGUUGGUGGAUCUUGUGGUGUAUGCCAUGGAGCGUUCAGAGACUGAGGAGAAAUUUGAUGAUGGGGGAACCAGCCAGUUGUUGUGGCAGCACCUUUCCAGCCAGCUUAUCUUCUUUGUACUUUUUCAAUUUGCAAGCUUCCCUCACAUGGUCCUGUCUCUCCAUCAAAAGUUGGCAGGACGAGGCCUAAUCAAAGGCAGAGACCAUCUGAUGUGGGUAUUAUUACAGUUCAUUUCUGGAAGUAUCCAGAAAAAUGCAUUAGCGGACUUCUUGCCUGUCAUGAAGCUUUUUGACCUCCUCUACCCUGAGAAGGAAUGUAUUCCUGUGCCUGAUAUCAACAAGCCUCAAUCAACGCAUGCUUUUGCAAUGACCUGUAUCUGGAUACAUCUGAACAGAAAGGCUCACAGUGACAAUUCUAAGCUACAGAUUCCAAUUCCUCACUCUCUCAAGCUUCACCAUGAAUUCUUGCAGCAGAGUCUGAGAAAUAAAAGCUUGCAGAUGAAUGACUACAAGAUUGCCCUCUUGUGUAAUGCUUAUUCUACCAAUUCAGAAUGCUUUACAUUACCUAUGGGUGUUCUAGUAGAAACUAUUUAUGGGAAUGGCAACAUGAGGAUACCUCUCCCAGGAACCAAUUGUAUGGCUUCAGGGUCCAUCACACCACUGCCCAUGAACCUCUUGGAUUCACUUACGGUUCAUGCCAAGAUGAGCCUCAUUCACAGCAUAGCUACCAGAGUGAUCAAACUGGCCCAUGCAAAAUCUAGCUUAGCCUUGGCUCCAGCCCUUGUGGAAACAUACAGUCGCUUGCUGGUUUAUAUGGAAAUAGAAUCCUUGGGCAUCAAAGGUUUUAUAAGUCAACUGCUACCUACAGUUUUUAAGUCUCACGCUUGGGGAAUCUUGCAUACUCUGUUAGAGAUGUUCAGCUAUCGCAUGCACCAUAUCCAACCGCACUACAGAGUUCAGCUGCUAAGUAACCUUCAUUCCUUAGCUGCUGUGCCACAGACAAAUCAGAAUCAGCUUCAUCUGUGUGUUGAAAGCACCGCUUUGCGGCUAAUUACUGCUUUGGGUAGCUCUGAGGUCCAGCCACAAUUCACACGCUUCCUUAAUGAGCCCAAAACAGUCCUUUCAGCAGAAUCAGAGGAACUUAACAGAGCACUUAUUUUGACUCUGGCAAGAGCAACACAUGUCACAGAUUUUUUCACAGGAUCAGACUCCAUUCAGGGCACAUGGUGCAAGGAUAUACUCCAGACUAUCAUGAGCUUUACUCCCCAUAACUGGGCUUCACACACCUUGAGCUGUUUUCCGGCUCCACUUCAGGCAUUCUUCAAACAAAACAAUGUACCUCAAGAGAGUCGCUUUAACCUGAAGAAGAAUGUGGAAGAGGAGUAUCGAAAGUGGAAGUCCAUGAUCAAUGAGAAUGAUAUCAUCACCCACUUUUCCAUGCAGGGCUCGCCUCCCCUCUUUCUUUGUCUCCUCUGGAAGAUGCUUCUAGAGACUGAUCACAUUAACCAAAUUGGUUAUAGGGUGUUAGAAAGAAUUGGGGCCAGAGCUCUGGUUGCUCAUGUUAGGACAUUUGCUGAUUUCUUGGUCUAUGAAUUUUCCACAUCAGCCGGGGGCCAACAACUCAACAAGUGUAUUGAGAUUCUCAAUGACAUGGUGUGGAAAUACAACAUUGUGACACUGGAUCGGCUCAUUUUAUGUUUGGCAAUGCGUAGUCAUGAAGGAAAUGAAGCCCAGGUGUGUUAUUUCAUCAUCCAGUUGCUCUUACUUAAACCUAAUGAUUUUCGAAACAGAGUAAGUGAUUUUGUGAAGGACAACUCCCCAGAGCAUUGGCUACAGAAUGACUGGCAUACUAAACACAUGAACUAUCACAAGAAGUAUCCUGAAAAGUUAUAUUUUGAAGGGCUAGCAGAGCAAGUCAAUCCUCCUGUUCAAAUCCAGCCCCAGUACUUGCCUAUAUACUUUGGGAAUGUGUGCCUCCGUUUCCUGCCAGUAUUUGAUAUUGUGAUUCACAGAUUUCUGGAACUCCUUCCAGUAUCCAAGUCACUGGAGACUUUACUAGAUCAUCUAGGAGGCUUAUACAAGUUCCAUGAUCGUCCAGUAACCUAUCUGUACAACACUCUUCACUACUAUGAGGGGCAUCUCCGAGACCGGACAAACCUCAAACGAAAGCUCGUCCAUGCUAUCAUUGGCUCCCUUAAAGAUAAUCGGCCACAAGGGUGGUGUUUAAGUGAUACUUAUAUCAAAUGUGGUAUGAAUGCACGAGAAGAUAACUUGUGGAUCCCAGAUGAUAUUUAUUAUUGCAAAUUGAUUGCAAGACUGGUUGAUACGAUGGCUGGCAAAUCAUCUAGUCCAUUCCCAAACUGUGACUGGAGGUUCAAUGAAUUUCCUAACCCAGCUGCCCAUGCACUCCAUGUUACCUGUGUUGAACUAAUGGCGUUGGCUGUGCCAGGAAAGGAUGUGGGCAACGCCCUCCUGAAUGUUGUGCUGAAGAGUCAGCCGUUGGUGCCCAGAGACAAUAUCACAGCAUGGAUGAAUGCAAUUGGACUGAUUAUCACUGCCUUACCUGAGCCCUACUGGAUUGUUCUCCAUGAAAGGAUUGUGAGCGUUAUCAACAGUCCCAGCUUGACUUCGGAGACUGAAUGGGUUGGUUACCCAUUCCAAUUGUUUGACUUCACAGCUUGUCAUCAGUCUUACUCUGAGAUGUGCUGUAGCUACACAUUGGCAUUGGCACAUGCUGUUUGGCACCAUUCAAGCAUUGGACAACUUUCCCUCAUUCCAAAGUUUCUCACUGAAGUACUGAUACCAGUAGUGAAGACUGAAUUCCAGCUACUCUAUGUGUAUCAUCUUGUUGGUCCAUUCUUACAGCGAUUCCAGCAAGAGAGGACAAGAUGCAUGCUAGAGAUUGGAGUAGCUUUUUAUGAAAUGCUUCUGGAGGUGGACCAGUGCAACACACAUCUCAACUACAUGGAUCCCAUAUGUGAUUUUCUCUAUCACGUGAAGUACAUGUUUACUGGGGACAGUGUGAAAGACCAAGUUGAAAAAAUUAUUUGCAACUUGAGGCCUGCUUUGAAACUUCGUUUGCGUUUCAUACAUAUCAGCAAAAUGGAGUCUGCAACUGUUCCUCAGCAGCCUAUGAGCAACGUGUCUCCAGCACCUCAGCCUAAUCAGGUCCCGGUGAGCGUUGCUUUGCCAGUGUCACAAUAGAGUGAGGCACUAAACUGGUGUGUCUGCCAAGGACAUCUCAUGUUAACCAAGUCAAAACCCCACACAGCAUGAAUUUCAUUUGAAGAGAGCUGUGUGCUAGACAGUUUCCAUUACAGUCAUUCUUCCAAUGUAUCCCUGAACCUACAUACACCUUUUCUUAAUCAAAGGAACUCUUAAGUACAGUCAGCAAUGUGGAUGCACAAAUAUUCAGCUGUUUUAAACAACAACACUGCCCAUUGUUGCCCUUGUGUUCCUUAUUCAUGUUUCAUUUUUCUUGUCAGUGAUGACUCUUCUGUUUUUGAUACCAUAGAUAUGUUUGUGUUGGAAAUAUUUAAUAUGUUGUGCUUUUCCCCCGCUGUUGGUUUUGGAAUAUGACAGUGGUCUGUCAAAUGUAAAGGUGGUGAUCCUCCUGUUAUUCAAGUUAAACUUAAGACACUUAAAUCCCAGUGUAACUAGUGGCUAGUUGGAAUUCUAUGAAAACUAGAGUAUUGGUGCUAAAGGCAGAUGCAAACAACUUCUGACCAUGGAGCCAGAAUUUGCUGAUGCUGCUUGGUACCUUAUUUCACCAGCAAUCCUGCCAGAGUCAGGAAUACAAUAUGGUGAUGAAAGUACUGUCUGUCCAAAUCAUGGAUGAACAGCUUCUUUUAUUCACUUUACAAUCUGUAUUUAUGUGAUUUUUUUUUAGUUGGCCACCUGUGUUGAAUUUGUGUAAUAACUGCAUUUUAUUUUGGACUUGUAUUAUACUACUUUUUUUUAAGGUUUUAUUUUUGUUUGCUGGGAGCAUGUUUUUUGUGGGAGAAGGACUGAUUUAAAAAAAAACAUAUGUUUUGACAGCUACUAAAAAUGUUAAGAUUUGUAAAAUAUUGCUCAUAUUUGAUAGCCAUGAAAAAAGUGUUUAAUAAAAAUAGUUUUUAUAACAACGG
This is a messenger RNA of Rhineura floridana, 5253 nucleotides long. RefSeq names its product mediator complex subunit 23 (gene MED23). The transcript has 30 exons. Gene Ontology annotation, biological process: regulation of transcription by RNA polymerase II; positive regulation of gene expression. Gene Ontology annotation, cellular component: mediator complex; transcription regulator complex. The record is from RefSeq and is a predicted model, not a curated record. Bases 191 to 4330 code for a protein of 1379 amino acids. NCBI's taxonomy places the organism in Eukaryota, Metazoa, Chordata, Lepidosauria, Squamata, Rhineuridae.